This is a messenger RNA of Ahaetulla prasina, 2674 nucleotides long. Its product is annotated as intercellular adhesion molecule 5-like. Gene Ontology annotation, cellular component: membrane. The transcript is spliced from 7 exons. NCBI's taxonomy places the organism in Eukaryota, Metazoa, Chordata, Lepidosauria, Squamata, Colubridae. The record is from RefSeq and is a predicted model, not a curated record. The coding region runs from base 223 to 1848 and encodes 541 amino acids. Gene Ontology annotation, molecular function: integrin binding. Gene Ontology annotation, biological process: cell-cell adhesion.
GGGGAGGAAGCAAGUACUUCCUGAAGCUGCGUAAUGGUAACAGAGCUUGGCAGACGUAGUUGAUAAGCUACUUGCUGUUUUGAUAGUAGGCGCUCACUCUGCCUCUGUUCCUUGUUUUCUCCUUCUAUUUGGACUGAUCCAGAUUUUGGCCUGCCUCUCUCAGGCAGACCACAGCCUCUCUCGAUCCAGACCACAGCCAACCCAAGAGGCUAAGAGUGCAACAUGCAGAAAUUUAUCUUCUUUUUUGCUGUAGGAGCCUGGGCUGUUACUCAAGGAACCGCAGAGGAAGAUUAUGUGGAAAUUUGGCCACCAAAUCCUAUGGUGGAAUUUGGAGGCUCUCUUGACUUGAAUUGCACGAGCACUUGUGAAAAUAUUGGCAUUGAGUCUGCCUAUACAAAGAUUCCCAUAGAAAAUGGAUCCAACUGGAAAGCCUUUCGUCUCAGCAAUGUGGACUAUUGGGCAGCCAGCCCUUUGUGCUAUGCUGACUGUAAGACUGGACAGAAGAAAUCUCUAAAGGCAAACAUCAUUAUUUAUAAAUCUCCAACGAGUAUUGAACUGGGUCCAGUCCCAGAAAUGGAAGUAGACAAGCAGUAUAAUUUGAUAUGCCGGGUUUUUGGUGUAGCCCCUGUUCAGAACCUCACCGUGACUUUGCUGAGAGGGGAAGAGCAACUUCUGGUAAAGACCUUUGAGGAUCACACUCAGCCUGAAGCUGAUGCUGUUGUGGUGAACCAUCAGAUAAGAGCUCAGCAAAAUGACUACAACAAGACAAUCACCUGCCAAACAUCCCUGGAUCUGAGACCAAGAGGACCACUCCUGAAAAACACCUCCCACGGCAUAUCAUUGUGGACUUUUGAUUUUGCAAAGGCUCCCCUGCUCCACACUGGCCUGUUCUUAGAAGUUGGGACCCUGAUGAAAGUGACAUGUGAUGCACCUGAGGUUUCCCCAGCCAAAGAGGCCAUGUUUGAUCUGUGGUUUUCAGGGAAACCUCUCACCUUCAACACCACUGUGACGGGGGGCUUGGCAAGUGCCCAGGCUGUGAUAGCCUCUUCCUCAGUUGGAGAUCAUGAGUUGAUCUGCACGGUCUCUCUGGGGCCAGUGACCAAAAACGUGACCAAGAUGGUAAAUGUGUUUGCUUUUCCAAAACUCAUCUUGCACAUUGGCAGUUCAGAAGCUGUCGUCAAUCAAACAGUGAACAUUACGUGUAGCGCUGACGGCAGUGCUUCCCCUGGUUUUAAAAUGCAGAUCACGGAUGGUGCCAAAAUCUUAGCAUCCGGCAACGCAGAUGAACAUUUCCUGCAGCAUGCAAUGAUCGCUCAGCAAGAGGAUAAUGAGCGGGAAUUCAUCUGCCAAGUAAUCCUGAUCGUUGAUGGGCACACCAAGGAAAAAAAUAUAUCUCAAAAUCUUACCGUUUUCUAUGGUCCCCAAAUUGAUGAUUCCAAUUGUCCCCAUGCACUGACCUGGAAGAAGGGAAGUACGACAUCAUUUACUUGUUCAGCCCUGGGAAACCCCACACCAACUGUUCAGUGCUGGAAAGAUGGGAGGCCUUAUAACAUCGGAGAACCACAGCUAGUCCAGAGAGAGCAUGAUGGCAUUUAUCACUGUAAUGCUACCAACCAGUAUGGCUUUGAUGUUAGAGAGGUGACCGUACAUGUUGAAUCACACCAGCAUUUAAAAAUCGUCCUGGGAACAGUAUUUGCAAUCGUGAUUUUUAUUUCCUUGGUAGGGAUCAUUGCUUUUUACAACAAUAGGAGGAGAUUUAGGAUAUACCAUCUCCGGAAACGGCAGCAGCCACAAGAAGCACAAACCUCAGAGUUGCGACCCUGCCUAAAUUCCACAACCAAUCAGUAAAUGAAUGCUGGUUGUUACAAACUGUAAAGAAACGUCAAUCAUACCAGCAGGAGUAUAGCUGUAGCAGGGAUCAUCAUUUGAUUUAACAUUGAUGAAAAAGCCACAGGAAAGUGUUCCUCAGCUUCCAAUGCCUGCUGGAGAGAACUUUCUUUGGACUUUGGCUUCGGGACUUUCAGAUAGUGACUGAUGUCAUGCAUUACAAGGUAAUGCAUUCCUGUGUUUUCUUAAGAUCUCCCCCUAGCAAGAUGUCUUUCAGCUUCACUAUACCCGGUUAUGGACUAAAUUCAGCUGUUAAGUGGAAAACAGCAUCAGGAAACAAGAAAGAAGUACCAGCAGCAGCCUAAACAGUUCCCAUAGCAAUAGAUAGUCUUUUAGUCUUGCAGUGUAAAACAUCUGCUUGUCAUAUUGUUGUUUUGGCAGCAACAUGUUAUAUAUGUCUAUUUCUAGACAUUUACACUUGCAAGCUUCUCAUAUCAUAGGAGAUUAAAAAUGGGGCUUAUCGAGUGACAAAUCCUGUAUCAAAUGUCAGGAAGCCAGAAUUAGUUUUUUUGUCUGUUUCUUUGUUUUUUAAUCCUGGUACAAUCCUUUGAUGAUCUUGUUGAAAGUCAUCACAUACCAUUAAUGUGAGUCACAUUAUAGUGAACAGUAUCAGGCCGAACACAGGAAGAUUUUCCUCUGACAAGAAGAUUAUUUGGAUUUUGAAAAGGUCUGCAGUGAAAAGCCAGUGACCUGCAACUUCUUCACAACUCAGCAAAUCUUCUGAUAUACCUAUUUGUUUUUACAUUCGUCUUUUAUUACAGGGAGAAUAAAAUGAAUGCUUAAAUUA